This is a messenger RNA of Aspergillus japonicus CBS 114.51, 970 nucleotides long. RefSeq lists its product as uncharacterized. The coding region runs from base 329 to 970 and encodes 213 amino acids. The record is from RefSeq and is a predicted model, not a curated record. The transcript is spliced from 2 exons. NCBI's taxonomy places the organism in Eukaryota, Fungi, Ascomycota, Eurotiomycetes, Eurotiales, Aspergillaceae.
AUCAUCCAUUCAUUCAUUCAUUUAAUCAUCUAACCAUUCAGUCUUCCAACCUCUGCAUGUUUCCCUGUGAAUCUCGCUGGACAAUGACACUCUCACAAUAAAACUGUGCGGCAGUGUGCUCAUAAAUAUCCCCUUCCUCCUAACCAUCAUGAUGACAUCUCAAUUUGCAUCCUCUGGUUUGUCUCAAUUUCUUCCCUUCCCUUCCUGCGUAAGCACUAGCAAUUAAAGUCGCAGAUUCCUCGUGGUGACCAUUCUUCACCAGCGAUCUACAACAAGCCAUAACUGAUUCUAAUUGUAAUUCUGACUCUGCUUAAUCGGCGGCGCUAACAUGGCAGGGAAGGCCAAAAAGACUAUCUCCAAGACAGUGCAGACUCCUCUGAGGCUGACUUGCCGUGAUGAAGACACCCAUUCGCCAUACACUGACCAGUUCUUCGCCGACAUGGCCACCAAGAUUGCAGUCACGUUUCCGUACGAGGAAUUCGCAGCUUGUCAUGGUUGCAGCCCGAGCCAUCUUGCCGGGGCUAUGAGUGCCCUAGUCCUCGCGCCUCUCUCGGAUCCCACCUUCACACAGCAUAGAGAUCGCAACCUAAGCAUUGCACAAUACGGGCAGCACAUGAUAGCGAUGUGGGGCGCUCAUUUUGAGCAGGUCUUGCUGACUGCCUCUGGGAAAGCAAAGAAGCGGUCACGAUUGAGGCUAUCUGCUAGCACUGUCCCCUCUCCGCCUGAUGCCCCGCCCCUAUCCUCCGAUGUACUUUUGCUAUCUGUCAAGGAUGUUGCGGAGGGGAAGCCAACAGGCACCAGCGAAGACUCUGAAAGAUCUCCUCAUGACAUGUCUGCUCCCCAGUCGGGCUCGUCAACAGGCCAGAAGGCUAUCACCACAGGCAUGAAGCGUCAACACGCCCGAAGCGUCGAAAGAUCGGCCCUUCCUCAGAGAAGUAUCCGCCUCAGCAGGGACCGGAAAACUUCAUAG